UACAUGCAUGUGUACAUACCGGUACCGUUGUGGUAAAUUGCCGUUAUUCUAGGAAAUAGUAUACGAAGUCAUGCACCCAAAGAUAACAAUUUAUCGUCACCUACUUUGAAAGACCGCAUUACAAAUUUCUCUAAGACUCCUACUCGAAAUAACCUACGGGGCUGUGAUAUUAAAAACACUUAUCAGAUUUUACUACUAUCGCCCGUCCUUUGUAUUGUCUAUUGAUGACCUUGGCUAACACUUGUGAAUAAAGUAUAAACGACCUUCACCGCACCCUAGCAUUCGAUCCACUAAGCAUGUAACGGUAGUCGGGGUCGAGUUGAACUUCUCAAUUUAAGUUCGUGCUUUUAUACGCUGACGUAUUUCUAAAAUCCGUUAUCACCUAGAUUCUGGACAUGGGCAAACAAAUGGAUAGCAGUUGCGCCAAAUUCGUCACCGAGAAAUCUCGAACGACAUAACAAGGAAAAAGAUUUAUUUAUAUUCUACAUGGCACUGGAGGUAGCAUUAUGUGUGACAGCGGCGUUCCUCGCUGUGGUUUACUGGUUCAUUUCUCAUCAGAAACUGAAGCACAUUCCAGCUGCGCCUCACAGGAUUCCGCUUCUUGGAAACUCGUGGAAUCUGGACAUGACAAAGUGCCACCUCAUCCUGACGGACUGGACAAAGAAACUGGGACCAGUGUUUCGAAUACGACUUUACAACGAGGAAAUUCUAGUUCUGAAUGACUACAACAGCAUCUCGGCAGCUCUGAUGCAUUGUGGGACAGACGUAGCCGGGAGGCCACCCAUGUACCGCACAGCACAGUACGGAAGGAAUAAACACUCCAUAGUUUGGCAGACAUAUACGCCGAAAUUAGCAUUUUUAAGGAAAGAGGUUCUAAAGUCCUUGAACAUGUAUGGUUCUGGGUUGGAGAGACUUGAAGAAAAGUGUACACCAGAAAUAAAGCAGUUGCUAAAGGAGUUUGACGAUAGUGGCGGCAAACCGUUUGACCCAUGGGACAGUAUCUACAACGCUAUAUGUAACGUGAUGUUAACUUUGGUUCUUGGAACCACUAUGAAGCCAUUAAAUGCUAACUUCCAGAAGAUAAAAACAAUGAACUUUUUGUUCAACGACACAUUCGGGUCUGGGAGAGCACGGCGGAUUGACCUGUUACCAUGGACACGGUUUUUCUAUGAUGAAUGCUAUCAGAGGCUUCAAGAAGCCAUGUCUAUCAGGAACAAAUUCUGGCAGGAACAGUUGCCCCAUAUAAACGACAAAGAAUGUGAAGAUUGUGUUGUAAAACGUAUGAUGACUUUGCUAUCAGAAGAUAAGUAUAAGCAGUAUGACAUUACAGAAACAACUGUCCGUGAAGUGUUUACAAAUCUCAUUCUAGCAGGCACUGACACGACGGCGACCGCACUCACAAGUCUUCUGCUGCUCCUCCUGCACUACCCCGAGGUCCAGGAGCGGAUGUAUGAUGAAAUCAAGACCCACAUAGGUGACUCCCGAUCUGCCUCCUUGUCCGAUCGAUCUAGUCUCCCGUACUGUGAGGCGACACUGCUAGAGCUGCUGAGGCUGAUAUCCCACGUGCCUCUAGCCGUCCCUCACUACACGAUCUGUGAUACGGAAAUCGAUGGCUUGAAAGUACCUGCAAACAUGACUGUGUACAUCAACUUGUGGGCCAUGCACCACGAUUCGUUCUGGGUGGAUCCAUGGAGAUUUGAUCCGACACGAUUUCUGGAUGAGAAUGGUCAACUUUUACCUUCCACUCAUGAGAAUAGAAGAAGGUUGAUGGUGUUUGGUGCUGGAAGACGAGUGUGUUUAGGCAGAUCGUUGGCUAAAAACAGACUGUUUCUAUUUGCUGUGUCCUUGGUGCAGAGAUUCAGGGUGGUUCCAGAGGGACCCGACUUACCUGAGGCAGAUCCUAGAACUUUUGAAAUGGGACUAGUUCUUCAUCCGAAACAUUACAAAUUGUCGGCUAUUCCUCGGCAGAGUUGAUGUCUGUGCUUGUGUACCUUCUAGUGAAUUAAAUUGUGCUUAAAUACGCUCGAUACAGGGUGUUCAUUUUCUUUGAAAGUUGGAGGCAAUUUGAGAGAAAAUAGGCUGCCAUAUUUACGGAGUGCAUUCAGGUCUAUUAUGAAAAAUAGGUGAACGCGUCAAAAAUAUCUACCACCCACUUACUAAUGAAAACCCUUCCGAUGUGUUUUGAAGAUUUUCUUACAAUAUAAUUGAGUUAAUAAUUUAUAUAUUUUAACUACUUGUAGUUACUAACAAAACAAAUAAUCCAAUCUGUGUAAAACAUUGGCAAGCGGCACAUUUGAAAAGUGAAGAAUUGGUAAACAGCUUUUUCGAAAAUGGAGGAAAUAAAGUUGAUACAUGUUUACAAGAUUUCUUUAAAAGUAGACCCAUAUACCGGUACCAGUACUGUAUACUCACAACAAAACUCGUGUUCACUAGGAGGACUGUGGCUCAUUUAAAAAGUCAAGAAUUGGUAAACAGCUUCAAAAAUGGAGGAAAUAAAGUUGAUACAUGUUUACAAGAUUUCUUUAAAAGUAGACCCAUAUACCGGUACCAGUACUGUAUACUCACAACAAAACUCGUGUUCACUAGGAGGAAUGUAAAAAGGCAAUAAUUGGUGAACAGCUUCUUUAAAAAUGAAAGAAAUAAAGUUGAUACAUGUUUACAAGAUUUCUUUAAAAGUAGACCCAUAUACCGGUACCAAUACUGUAUACUCACAACAAAACUCGUGUUCACUAGAGGAAUGUAAAAAGGCAAUAAUUGGUGAACAGCUUCUUUAAAAAUGGAAGAAAUAAAGUUUAUACAUGUUUAAAAGAUUUCUUUAAAAGUACACUUAUAUCAGUACUGUAUACUCGCAAACAAAACUCUGGUGUUCACUAGGAGGAAUGUGUUCUACGAACAUCUUUGAUCAAUUACAUGCAGGGCAAUACCGGUGUGUAUUUGUAUGGAGUUUUACCACAUCAAUAUUAAUGGAGUACAACUAUGACAGUAAUUUGUUCCUAUCUAUCGACAGAGUUUCUGUUUUGUGCAGCAUUAAAUUGGUGGAACCAGUCUUGAGAGUGAAAGUCUUCUGGAUCAGCUUUGAAUUGCCAGAGGCAGAUCCGACGAGUAAAGAAAUGGGACUAUACACCAGUAGUUCUUCAUCAAAAAGCAUAAAUAUUGUCUGCUGCUUGUGCACGUGCCAUUCUAGUAAAUUAAAUUGGUAUUUAAUGGUU
Messenger RNA from Gigantopelta aegis, 3209 nucleotides. Its product is annotated as steroid 17-alpha-hydroxylase/17,20 lyase-like. Gene Ontology annotation, biological process: hormone biosynthetic process; progesterone metabolic process. Gene Ontology annotation, molecular function: heme binding; steroid 17-alpha-monooxygenase activity; iron ion binding. Bases 487 to 1974 code for a protein of 495 amino acids. The record is from RefSeq and is a predicted model, not a curated record. NCBI's taxonomy places the organism in Eukaryota, Metazoa, Mollusca, Gastropoda, Neomphalida, Peltospiridae. The transcript is spliced from 7 exons.